Molecule: messenger RNA, 1894 nt
Organism: Neltuma alba
Lineage: Eukaryota; Viridiplantae; Streptophyta; Magnoliopsida; Fabales; Fabaceae
Exons: 5
Coding region: 807-1418 (203 amino acids)
Molecular function (GO): metal ion binding
Source: RefSeq, a predicted model, not a curated record
GAGAGAAAAUCUCACAUGGUCGGUCGCAAGUUUUAACGUUUUUAACCUUAUGAUUUCUCGCUAAGAACGACGACGAUGACGUGGCCACGGUUAAAAAGAAGAGCUUUGCCUUGAACCCUCACACCACCUCCCUUCCUUUCCUUCCCCAAAAUUCAUCAACCAGAAGACUGCUUCCCUACCUUCUUGUUCUCUCGCUGAAAAAUUUGUUCUUGACCGUUCAUGUCAACCAAAACCUUUUUCCUUCAACACCGUAGAAUUCGUGGGCCUUUCUUAGCCAUCAACCCCAUUUAGAUUUUUUCCCGUUUUGUAAUUAAUUACACACUCCCUUUCAUCACUAUGGGAAAACGGAAACGAAUCUCUGAUCAGACUGAGACCGAUCAUCAACCUCUCCUGUGUUCCUCUUCUACGGCGUAAUGAUAGAGGAAAGUGAAGAAAUGAAAUACUCUUUUGAGCUACUUGAAACGGUUCCAUUGAUGGGCACCUGAGAAAACGUGAUACGUCUACUUAUUUGGGCCGAUCUUAAUUAUUUCAGGUUAUGUGUAAAAAUAGUGACGUUAGGGUUCAGAAUUGGAAAUUUCGAGUGAUGUUUCAUCAUUUACAUGAGAUAAAUAUUUCCAUGAAAUUGUGAACCUGACAGCAAUGUAUUGGCUGCAUUAUCGCAUCAGACGAAAUCAUUUAACAGUCCUCUUCCCGUUUUAGUAACUUUCUAGAUUUUUUUAUUUGUUUCUAGUUUGUAAAUAGAAAUAUAAUUAUUUAUUGUUGUUCUUUUGAUUGACAUUGCAGAAGUCAUUCCAUGCUCCUCUGAGAUGGAACUAUUGUCAGAUGAGAAAUCUUCACAUUCAGGCGAUCCUGGUAUGCAUCCUCUGGCACCUGUUUUGGAUAUGACAGAUGAUCCUAUGAAGUUAUUAAAUGCCCAUCCAACUACAUCCCAUCACUAUCAGAGUCUCGGCCGUUCUAUGUUUUUGAAGCGCUCACGACAUUACUAUGGUCAUCAGUACUCUCGACGUAACUCUGCAAAUCAUGCCAAUGCAUCGUCUUCUUGUGGAAAGAACACUUCUUCGUAUGAUGAGAAGCUUUCUUUUAAGUUGGCUUCUCAAUCCAAGUCAGAAUCCAAACGUCACGCAGAAUUCAGAGACAAGAUAUUUUCCCGGCCAGAGAGAAUCCGGUCGAGUUCCUUAGCUGCAGACGCAGUAUCCUCUGAUGCAGUCAAGAUGGUAUGUGGGGUUUGUCAGAAGCCAUUAAAACGAAAAAAUUUCUUGCACGGGAAUCCUUUAUCUUCUUCCUACGACCAUUCUUCAAUUGUGGCAGUCCUGGUUUGUGGCCAUGCUUAUCAUGCAGAGUGCUUGGAUCAGAAAACCAGCUUUGAAGAAAGACGUGACCCUCCAUGCCCUGUGUGUGGGUCUACUUUUGCAGGAUGAUGACUUCAAAACUUGUUACUGAUCAUGAACAAGGUGAAAGAGUAGAGUUCUCUGCAAGAUCAUGACAUGAAAACUAGUUCUUAGUUGGGGAGCAGCCAGAGUUGCCUCACUUUAACCCGAGGAUAUAUCGGGGAUCUAGACUAAUCCGAGUCAUUGAUUUAUCGGGGAUCGGAGAUCUAGACUAAUCCGUGUCAUUGAUUUAUCGGGGAUCUAGACUAAUCCAGAUCAAGACACAAAAAGUAGUUGGUAUUGCUUGAAAUGGAAUUUGAGCGGUAGGAUAUGCAGUAUAGGGGUUUUAGUACGUUAGGGUCUGUAUUAUUGAGUUGGUGGCGCUUUGUGUAAAGAGAGAAAUAUUAGAUGGCAACUUAUGCUUCGCUUUGACGUGUUUUGAGAGUUGAGACUGAUACAAUGCAGUUGCUGGAGAUUUAUCAGAAUUCCAAUGACUGCCUAAUAAAAAUGCUAGCUUUUAUCUUUAA